This is a messenger RNA of Choloepus didactylus (southern two-toed sloth), 957 nucleotides long. Its product is annotated as olfactory receptor 8S1-like. Gene Ontology annotation, biological process: G protein-coupled receptor signaling pathway. Gene Ontology annotation, cellular component: membrane. The record is from RefSeq and is a predicted model, not a curated record. The transcript has 2 exons. Gene Ontology annotation, molecular function: G protein-coupled receptor activity; olfactory receptor activity. Lineage: Eukaryota; Metazoa; Chordata; Mammalia; Pilosa; Megalonychidae. Bases 34 to 957 code for a protein of 307 amino acids.
GUAGAGAGUUCUUCCUGCAGGAACUGUCUCUAAAUGGCCUUGAGGAACCACAGCACAGUCACCAAGUUUAUUCUCAUGGGGCUGUCUGCCAACCCCCACAUCGAGGCCCUGCUCUUCGUGCUCUUCCUGGUGAUUUACCUCCUGACCCUGAUGGGGAACCUGAUGCUGCUGCUGCUGAUCAGAGCUGAUUCCCACCUCCACACCCCCAUGUACUUCUUCCUGAGUAAUCUAUCAUUCCUGGACCUCUGCUUCUCCUCUGUCACGGUGCCCAAGCUGCUGGUGGACCUCCUGUCUGAAAAGAAAACCAUCUCUGUAGAGGGCUGCCUGGCCCAGGUCUUCUUUGUGUUCUUCACUGCAGGGACUGAAGCAUUUCUGCUCUCAGUGAUGGCCUAUGACCGCUAUGCUGCCAUCUGCCACCCACUGCUCUAUGCACAGGUGAUGAGCCACCAGCUCUGUGUGAGGCUGGUGUUGGCCUCGUGGGGCCUGGCCGGUCUCAAUUCAGUUGCCGCUGUGCUCCUGGCUGUCAAUCUAGACUUCUGUGAGGACCAAAUCAUACACCACUACAUCUGUGAGCUGCCCUCUCUCCUCCCUCUGUCUUGCUCUGAUAUCUCCAUCGAUAUCUAUAUCCUGAUCUGCUCCUCCUUACUGCAUGGGCUUGGAACAUCCCUCCCCAUAUUCUUCUCUUAUGCCCGCAUUAUCUCCUUGAUCCUGACCAUCAGUUCUACAACAGGCAGAAGCAAGGCCUUCAACACCUGCUCCUCCCACCUCAUUGCAGUGAUCCUGUUCUUUGGCUCUGGUUUCUCUCGCUAUCUCACACCCACUUCUGGUUCCUCCUUGGAUUUGCUUUUCUCCUUGCAAUACAGUGUGGUCACACCCAUGGUAAAUCCCCUCAUCUACAGCCUAAAGAAUAAGGAAGUGAAAGCAGCUGUGAAAAGGACAUUGGAGAAAUAUCUUUAA